Octopus bimaculoides (California two-spot octopus) is the source of this 3059-nucleotide messenger RNA. Its product is annotated as chloride channel protein C. NCBI's taxonomy places the organism in Eukaryota, Metazoa, Mollusca, Cephalopoda, Octopoda, Octopodidae. Gene Ontology annotation, molecular function: chloride transmembrane transporter activity. The record is from RefSeq and is a predicted model, not a curated record. Gene Ontology annotation, biological process: chloride transport; transmembrane transport. Gene Ontology annotation, cellular component: membrane; intracellular membrane-bounded organelle.
CAGGGAUAAAAAUCGCGUUACACGGUGUAAUCAAACAGAAAAAUCAAUGCAAAGUUUUAAGGGAAACAAAUGUGACACGUUUAGAUUAUUAAAAAGCACCGUAGUAGCUGCUGCUGUUUCUGCUGCUGUUGCUGCUGCUGCUACUACUACUACUACUACUACUACUACUACUACUACUACUACUACUACUACUACUGAAAUGGAUACGAAGGCAUAAUCUUUAAGAAAGCAAAAUCCCUAUGCAUCUUAUAAUUCCCUAGUAGUGUUUCACGGAAGCUAUUCUGUGCAGUUUUUAAAGCAGAAUGAUGAAACAAAUGGAAAUAGAAAAUGAGACCCCUAUUGUCAGUAAAUAUAGUAACCAUCUAUUUCGAAUCAAUGCUUUUAAAAAAUCAAACACAUUUAUGUUCAUACACAUGAUUCACAUAUCGAUUUCAAUCGAAGCGAAUGAAAUAGAAAUAUUUUUUCGUGUAAUUCUUAUAUCCAUGAAUAGAUUUAAGGCAUUUUGAAUAAAACUGAAUAGCAGCAAACUACAUCCAUCAUUUAAUACUCCCAAUCUAAAUAACGAACUAUGGUUAGAAACUGUAGAGGACAAAAUACAGCUGUUCUCUUCACAAAAUCUGAAGCAUGUCGCUACUGAAAACCUGAUUUUUCCUUUCUAUGCUGGAGAACACAAUAAUAAGCGUCCAAACAGCAGACAUAGGUCAGUUCUGCCAACUGCAACGGCAUUCACGAAAUUCCAUCCGGAUGAUGCAAUUUUAAUCAACAAACCAGAUUGGACUGUAUAAAGAAAUCAAGAAAACAUUAGUGAAUGUCAUCAGCUAUGAUGAAAAUUGAAUAUGUGCCGUGCGCCACAACAAAUUUCAGAAAAAGUUAGACAGAAAUGUAAAAAUUCUAGACAAUUGACAUUGUCUAGAAUUUUUAAGCAGAAAAUUCAAGGACGUAAGAUUGCUACAGGGAUAAAUAUCAACUUGCUGCUGUUUAUACCAACUAUAAUUAUUGGGAUAAUUGGUGGGAUUUUAGGCGCGUUCUUUACAUUUUUCAAACUGAAGAUGGCGAGAAUGCGGAAAAGGAUAUUUUUCAAAUUGCCGAAACCAAUAAUGGCUAAAAUUAUUCACUGCAUCGAACCUAUAAUUUGCAUGGUGAUAAUAUCGACAGUGUAUAUGUAUGUACCUGACAGCUUCGGUUGCACACAUUUCACCUGUUUAACAAAAGACGGAAAUACAACUUAUGGAUGUUAUAAUGACACCAGGGCAGAUCCUGAAGCAGAACCAAAUGUGAUACGUUAUAAAUGUAACAAAGGCUCCAUGAACAAAAUUGGAACUAUUUGGUACACUAAUGGAACAUAUAAUGAAGUUGCCACCUUAUUACAUCUAGCUGGAGAAGACGCAGUGAAAAAUUUAUUUUCAAGAAAUACACAUCUUAAUUUCGGAUUUGCUUCUUUAACAUGCGUACUGUUCCUGCAUUUCUUUUUUGUUAGUUGGGCGUCAGGAACAGCUGUUGCAUGUGGCAUCCUCGUCCCAGCUGUCUUUAUCGGAGGCCUGUAUGGUAGAUUGGUCGGAAUUACCUUAGUGAAUAUAUUGAAGUCGUUUGGUAGUAAAGACCCCCAUUACUGGAAUUGGACGGAUCCUGGAGUCUUUGCCUUAAUUGGUGCAGCAUCUUUCUUUGGUGGUGUUACUCGAUUAACAAUGGCGGUUACUAUCAUCAUGAUAGAAAUUACCAACGAUGUUCAGUUCAUUAUACCAAUAAUGCUUUCAAUUUUGAUCGCCAAAUGGAUCGGUGAUUACUUUACGCACCCCAUUUACCAUGCCACCCUCGAAUUAAAGUGUAUCCCAUUCUUACGUGCAGAACCACAUCUCGUGAUAGCUUCUAAAAGGUUGAAUGCGGAACUAUAUACUGCUUUGGAUGUCAUGGCAAGUCCUGUUGUAACAGUAUAUCCGAAACAGUCAGUGUACAAAGCAGCUAAAAUAUUACUUAAUACAACGCAUAGCGGAUUUCCCGUUGCUAAAAAGAAGACGAUGCUUUCGAAAUCAAAACACUUUUACGGCUUAAUCACAAGAACAGAAUUAUAUGUCUUGCUGAUGAAAGAGGAAGUAUUUUUCACAAAAGAAGACAUUGAUAAUGAAUCUGAAACAGAAGGCAAAAGUCUUAAACAUGUAACUUAUAAUGAAAUUAGUAACGAAAAAUUGUGUAAAGCCUUUGAAGUAGAAAGAAGGUUGCAGAAGUAUGUGGAUGAUCCAAAAUACAAAGAUUUAUACAUCGACUUAUACCCAUUCAUCAAUGAUUCAGCAAUAAGUAUUCCAACAAAAUUUUCCUUGUACCGUGCUUUUCUUAUUUUUCGAACGAUGGGACUUCGGCACCUUGUCGUUGUAGAUGAAUUCAAUUGCAUACGAGGUAUCAUCACUCGAAAAGAUUUGAUGGAUUUCAAACUAUUGGAAAGUAUUUCCAAGGUGGUUUUCAAUGGAAAAAAAGAAGGAAAAGUAUUAGCAAAGCGUAUUUCUGAUGAUUCAUGGGAUAUUAAUGCUAUGUGGGACACAAGUAUCUUGGAUUCAGAGAUUGCAGAUAUGAAUGAUAUAGUUGCUUAAUUAUUGACUUAUGAAUGCAAACAAACAUCGAAAUUUAAAGAAAAUCAUAUACCUGUUUCUGUCAUUGAAAUACAAAACUUUGGCUGCAGAACAUAGUAAUUGCUGAAAAGCUUUCCUAUAUUACAGCUCUGCUAUGAAAGAAGGAACAUUUAUGUUAAUGGCGUAUGUAUCUGUGGCCACAUACAUUCAUACAGUUCUGAAAAGAAAACAGACUACCUGGGAAAAUGGUACGCAUUACACUCAAAAUUGCAGCGACAUAGCAAAAAAUGGACUAAUGAUUUUUUUGUCUAGAAGUGUUGCGUUAUAUUUUUUUUCCGCCCAAGAAUUUAGCGAUGACAACUAUCACUCACUAAACGAUUAUGUCACCUGAAAUAGUCAUAAGUGUUGCGGACUACUGAGUUCCAAGAAAAUAAACAAUAAAUUUAGGCAUAAAAUAAUAUCUCAAGAGGGCAGAAAAUAAACAAUAUCAGAAUUUGA